This is a messenger RNA of Heterobasidion irregulare TC 32-1, 1323 nucleotides long. RefSeq names its product lipase. The coding region runs from base 1 to 1323 and encodes 440 amino acids. The transcript is spliced from 7 exons. Lineage: Eukaryota; Fungi; Basidiomycota; Agaricomycetes; Russulales; Bondarzewiaceae. The record is from RefSeq and is a predicted model, not a curated record.
AUGACCCACAUGAUACACAAUGGCCUCGCGAACGACGUAGGCGUCGAAGACGAUGGAGGCAAUCCAAUUCCGCUGGUCAUUGUUGAAGGCUUUCUGGGUGGGAUAGCAAGAGUUGCGGGAGGGAACUUUGAGUCAUACAUGAAUGGAGGUGCAACGAAAGGGGGCACAAAAGCGAAGAAGAGACGCAGGGUCAUGUUCGCGAACGUUGGCCCGGUGAGCUCUCUUCACGACCGCGCUUGCGAACUAUUCUACGAACUAAUAGGAGGACAAGUUGACUAUGGAGCGGAACAUGCAUGUCGGAACGAGCAUGCACGGUAUGGACGCCUGCAUUCAGACGCCCUUUAUCCUGGCUGGUCCAGGGAACGACCCUUGCACUUUCUGGGACACUCGGUGGGAGGCAUGACGAUAAUUAAACUUCAACAGCUGUUGCACGACGGGUUUUUUGGGCACGAAUACCACCCCGACAUGGUCUUGUCCGUGAAUACAGUCUGCUCGCCAUUCCGCGGGACACAGAUUGUGUAUCUGCUCGGCGAGCGCGCAGACGCGGCCCCAUCGGUGCACCGUCUUUCCGUCGGCUCAGCGCUGGCGAAAUGCGUUCACCUUCUCUCAUACAUAUCCCCGAUUAUCUCCCGUCUCGUCGAUCUUCGUACCGAAUCCCGCGGCCUCUCGUACCGUGAGAUGUCUCUCUUCUCGCUUGCCAAACAGCUGUGGAAGAGCGACUGGGCGGAAAGCACAGAUGCCCUCCCCUAUGAUGUAACAUUCCAAGCUGCCGAUGAAAGGGAAUCGAGAGGAGAAGGCGUGCCGCAUCGCCAUACGUUUUACCGGAGCUAUGUCACUCAAUUAACAAGGAAGAAAGGAAUGACACCCGCAGCUCUCUGGGCUUUUUUGGAGCGCAUCUUAACCAGCCCGCUGUACAUGUUCUCCUACCUGAUGGGAUCAUUCGAUUUUUCCAGGAUCCAACCUUCACCUUCCUUUCUCAAUCAACAUUCAAUGUCGUCCUAUGAAUGCAACUCAGACAAAAUGCAUUGCGAUGUCGAAAACGAGAUCUUGAUUCAGAAGCCAGGAGAAGAGCAUCGGGAAAAUGACGGGGUUGUUCCGUUAUUUUCACAAUGGCAUCCUCAUGAUUGCAGCUCAGCACGAUGUCAACAUCACGCAUUUGGCGAUCCCCGACCUCCGCAGUAUGAGCGAGGAAUCUGGUACGUGUACGACCUGGAGCAAGGGCACCACGCUUCCAUCUUGCCUCUCUGGUUAGGUACCCAGCGUCAAAAACAAUUCUGGACAGAUAUUGGCGACUGGAUGUCUUUUAUUGACGCUUCCUUGUAG